Molecule: messenger RNA, 1367 nt
Organism: Aphanomyces invadans
Lineage: Eukaryota; Oomycota; Saprolegniomycetes; Saprolegniales; Verrucalvaceae
Exons: 4
Coding region: 96-1160 (354 amino acids)
Biological process (GO): protein homooligomerization
Source: RefSeq, a predicted model, not a curated record
CGGGACAACCACCCUCUCGAUACCACGGUCAUCCGGAUAAUUUAUCCAGCACGUGCCCGAGAGUGAAACGGCUGCGGCCAACGCGGUACGUCGCGAUGGAUCCGCGGUUGGAGCAUGCCCAGUCCGAGUCGGAGUUGUACCAGACUGUAGUGCAAGCACGACAGGAGAAAUUGCGCUCGCAGCUGCACAAGGUGGCAGGGCAGAAGGCGUUUCUGCGCCACGAACAUCGCCGGUUGAUGCUGCAACGGGCGCUACUCGAGUCCGAGCACCAGAGGUUUGAAGCCUCGCUCACGUCCGACUGGUUUUGCCACGAGGACAGAUCGUCAACGACAGAUCGAUUGAGGAUACAAGUGGGCGACCAGGAAUUUGAGAUAUCCAUGGCGAUCGCACGAAAAGACCCCAAGUCGCUGCUGGCCGCGCUCGUUGCAACCGACUCGCCGCUUGGCGCGGCUGAAGUCGGGUGCUUUUGCAUUAACCGCGACUGGAAUUUGUUUCGAGUCAUGCUCAACUUUUUGCGUGACGGCGUGCUUCCCAACGACCCCAAACUCCUUCGAGCGUUAUACGUCGAGAGCGAGUUCUGGAAGUUCGAGUCCCUCAAACUCGCCAUCGAACAGGGGAAAAUUCAGCUGAAAACAACUACCGCGACAUCAAACGUCGGAGUGGAGGGGGCCAGCCAUGCCAAUGCGGCUCGGCCAGCGGAAAGCACGGCGAAGGGUAUUGGUAGCAACUCCACGAGCAGCAACAACGCCAGUGCGACUCGGCCGUGGUGGAACGAGCCGCCGCAGUGGUGGGGCAAGGCCACAUUGCCAAAGACGUCGGAUGGGCCGAAGAAGGACGAAAAGCCCGACCCGUACGCGUGGUGGAAAGGGUCCAAGUACAAGGGCAACGACUACGCCAAGUUCUUGACGGACCAACUUGCAAUCGAAACUGGCCCACCGACAGCAAAUCCACCAAGUGGAAGCGGUGGUGGCGGGGCUUCGUCGACUUCGCAACCGUCGCAGCAAUCGUCGUCUGGGGAUUCCUCGUAUCUCGCGCAAUCGUUGUUUAAGGCCCCGUAUCAAGCACCCGCUUCCAGCAACAGCGCGCAACCAAGCGCGCCAAAGAAGGACGAAUACCCAUUGCUACGAAGCACGUGGACGUCGUUUCGACAUCUCGCCUGACAAGUCCAGCAUAUCCUCGAGGCGCUUCGCCACCGCUGCGUCGCUUCAACCCCUUGAUCGAAUGCCCAUGCCACGACCCGAUCUUAAUGCACCACACUUGCUUCUUUUCUCUGUCGUCCUUCACCAUUUCAUCGAUCCCAUCCUGCUGUCGAAACCAGAACCGUUGCAGGCUCCAGUUGUGAUCAUCAAUGUCGUUCCUCCAGCUGC